GUGCCUGAUCAUAUGAACAAAAUUUACUCCAAAUACAAGAAAAAAGUACCCUUGGGUGAGCUUUCUUCUGCUCCUCCGUGCUCGCGUGUUCCCCAUCCUGUACAAUCCCCUUGUACAGCACGAAUCAGUCAAAUACAGUCAGAUCCAAGUCGGCGAGCACCAAGUCGAAGCGAGACAUGCGCGACUAGCGGCGGCGCGCCGGAGGGGGAUCGAGGAGGAGGAGGAGGAGGUGGGAGUCGGGCCGAUCGUGCUUGGCGCUCCCCGUCCCCUCCAGAUCCAGGAGCCGCGGCUGGGGGCGCAUCUCAGCGAUCGAUUCUAGGGUUUCAGUCGACCAAUCGACCUCCGGAUUCCGACCAUGGGGCCGCCGCCGCUCAAGCUCAACAUCGGCCGAGAUGGGGACAGAAUCAGCGCGCUCCACGACGACCUCCUCCUCGGGAUCCUCGAGCGUCUCGACCUGCGCGACGCGGUCCGCGCCGGCGCGCUCUCGGCGCGGUGGCGGCACCUCCCCUACCGGCUCUCGCGCCUGCACCUCAACGCCGGCCACUUCCACCGCGCCACGCUGCUCGAGGGCAUGGGCGCGUUCAAGGACGCGGCGUGCAGGCUGCUGUCCGUGUGUCCUCCUCCGGCCGCCGGCAAGAGCCCUCGUGUCAUCGAGACCCUCGCCCUCACCUUCUGCGUGUCGGCCCCUCACCUGAGCUUCAUCGGCCGCGCUGUUGAGGACGUCGUCAGCCGCGGCCACACCAAAUGCUUCCAGUUUGACAUAUGCUCCCGAUGCAAGGACGGCACUAGACGCACUACCCAGCUGCUCACAGAGUUAGGGAAGCAGUUCAUGUCAUUCUCCAGCGCCUACCCUGUCGCCUUCGGGUGGCUCACGUUUCUUACACUCGAGGACCUCGCAUUUGGGGAUUCCGAUGUCGCAGACCUCAUUCGUGGUUGUGAUAAGCUCAAGGACCUCAAGUUGAGAUCCUGCAGACUGGUUGACCGACACUCUGCGCUCAAGAUCGACACGCCGCAUGCCGGGCUUGAGAAUCUUUGGUUCAUCAGCUUUCGUUGCGCACUGAUCGAGCUUAUCUCCGUCCCUAAGCUCAGGAUAUUCUGGUGUUGGAGCCGCAAGAACCCUCCUGUGCGCUGCGGCUAUGUUCCUGAGCUUUACAAAGUAGAACUCGGUUCUCGGGCCAAGGCAUCGCAAGUGCCAUUUGCACUGAGCGAGUGCUUUUCAAGGAGUGCCACAAACCUGUCUAAACUGUAUCUCAAUUUUGGCUCUCAAAUGAUUUGGAUUAAGCCAGAACACCCGAAGGAGCUCACUUCUAUAUUCAACAACCUGACUAGUUUGGCGCUUUUUAAUAUCUUUUCUGAGUGUAACCUGAGCUGGACCUUGUUUAUCCUUGAAGUUGCACCUGCCCUGCAGAAAUUCAGAUUAUCUCGAACUCAACACCCAUGUGCCAAAGUGUCCGAGGACAAUCCCGAGAAGACUAAGAUCGUGUGGGAACCAUCCAAGGAUUUGAAGCACCUAAACCUGAAGUUAUUUAUAAUGUUUGGGUUCGAGGAUGAAGACAAGGUGACAAACUAUAUAAGGCUUGUCAUGGAACGUGCCGUGGGCUUGAAAAGAAUCGAGUUGCAUGGUAGAAGCCCAUGCAAUGGGUGCGAUGCCAUCGACCUUGAGUCCCUGAGAAGAUCCCAGGCGGAUGAAGCUAGCAGGCAUCGGAUUAAGGAGCAACUCAGACAUGGAUCUUCCUCGUCCGUGGAGAUAGUAAUCUGCUGAUGGAUAUGGUGAAGGAAUGAUAAAUUUCAUAAAGCUGCUCGAGCGAUGACUGUACGAGGUGCAGGCAGUCGUAAUUUUAAGUUCAGUUAUUGAUAGUCUGGAUGAAUGUUUUGUUUUUGUCCAAUUUACGGAGUAAUUACCCAUGUUUGUUCUCUGGCAUGAUUCAAAUUCUUGACUUCUUGAGGCGCUCUCUUUUGUGAAUGUGUCUUUGGCAACA
Molecule: messenger RNA, 1979 nt
Organism: Aegilops tauschii subsp. strangulata
Lineage: Eukaryota; Viridiplantae; Streptophyta; Magnoliopsida; Poales; Poaceae
Molecular function (GO): protein binding
Source: RefSeq, a predicted model, not a curated record